AUGCUCCGGAGUCGGUGGCCAGACCUCCCGCCGGAGCUUCUCCACGAGAUCUCGAGCCGCCUGCACGACAGCACCGACUUCGUCCGGUUCCACGCGGUCUGCAAGCCAUGGCGCAGCACACACGACCCAUCUUUCGCGAGGAAGACGACGAGCGAUCAGUUCCAGCCAUGGCUCCUGGCGCCCAACGAGACGGGCGACUACUACCUCAAGCUCAGAUUCGUCUUCUCCAAGAAGUCCAGCUACCUUGCGCCGUCGCCAAUACCUGGCACUGCGAGGAACUGGGUGACCAGGGCCGAUGGCACGGGGGUCUGCUACUUCACCUCUAAUUCCCCCGCCGGCCCAACCCUCCACGACGCUCUCACCGGAACAGCCAUGGCCAGCUUGCCUGCCUUUCGUGAUGGCCAAUGGGAGGAGGAUAAUCCCAACGGCAUCAUCUACAACGACGGCACCGUCCUUGUGUACACCAAACACGGCAACAGCUACAGCGAGGGCCAGACGGCCAACGUCAGGGCCGCGCUCUUUCGUCCCGGCGACAAGGAGUGGACAGUCGUCAAGAGGACCAUGGACUCCCCCUACUACGGCGAGUACUGUGUCGCGUAUCACGCUGGCAAGAUCCUUGUCACCGUGGAGCGCAGCCUGUGGCAAGUAGUCGUCCCCCUGACCACGACCACGACUCCUCCGUCCACCGCCGGCGAGGAAUUCCUGCAGGUCCUACGGCCGUCCUCAUUGCCGCUCGACGAGGAUGGCUACUUCUAUGAGUACAGCCAUGUGCUGGAGUCCCGGGGCGAGCUUCUGUGGGCGUCGGUGCACAUCAGCGUGGAUUACCCUUACUGUUAUAGGAGGGGCGUCCGAGGCCUCACCCGCGCUCUCUCGGUGUUUGUGCACUCUCUUGAGGAGGCUCCGGUUCGGCGAUGGGUGCCCAAGAAAGGCGCAAGCCUAGCCGACCGCGUCUUGUUCCUGGGUUGGCCCAACAGCUUUGCCGUGGACGCCUCACGGCUGGGCAUGACCGCCGGCGGCUUCGUCUACUUCUUGUACGACAAUGAUAAGGGCACUUGCCUGCCGCAUAAGCGACGUGGCGUGUUCAGGUAUAAUCUCAUGAACAACACCACAAAGUUCAUUCAGUGGCUGCCUAAAGGAUGGGACAACGAGAUGUGCACCUGGCUCAUCCCCCAGCCCGUCAUAGCUCCAAUCCGCCACAAGGACAUGUGUUGA
This is a messenger RNA of Lolium perenne, 1212 nucleotides long. Its product is annotated as F-box protein At2g26160-like. Gene Ontology annotation, molecular function: protein binding. NCBI's taxonomy places the organism in Eukaryota, Viridiplantae, Streptophyta, Magnoliopsida, Poales, Poaceae. The record is from RefSeq and is a predicted model, not a curated record.